CUGAUCAUGUUCCUGGUGUCCCUAUUGCUCCAUCGUCUCUACUUGUCACUCCUUCAUACCUCCCACCUGGCCAAGUAACUGCAUUGCAUCCUUUUGUUAUGCAUCAACAAGGAGUGCCCAAUGCAGUUGCAUCGCAUGUUCCUCAAUCACAUGUUGGACAUUUUCACCCAGUGCCCACAAUGUCUCCUCUGCAGCAGUGGCAGAAUCAACAGGCUGUCUCAGAAGGUUCACAGGUCUCCAUACAAGAUGAUCCUUCAUCGUCCCAAAGUGAUCCCAAUUUGAUGAGAUCAGAUGCUAAAUUUAAUUAUGAAAUGUCUGUUAAUGGACAAACUCUUCAUAGAGACUAUUUGGAUGCUCACAUCCACCAAGGCGAGGAGCCACAGAAUGUGAUUUCAUCAUCCACAGGGGAUACACAGGUUAUUCAGUCAGUUGAGAAAGGGCAACUUGUUGCUUCCCAACAAGAUCAAAGCUUACAGCAAAUUUCUUCACAGUUCUCUGAUGCAUUAAGACUGAACUCUUUUGAACCGAAUGGUGAAAUUAAGGAGCAGAAUUCUGUGACAAUAUCUAAUGAUGGACCUGAGGACCAAGUUUUAUUGGCCGAACAAGUGAGUUCUGCUGCAAAUGCAUCGCCUGUUACAGGCCAUUCAGUUAAUCAUAAUGAAAUGGUACAAAGCAAUUCUACUGAUUCAGUCUUGCCUGAAGCAUUCACCUCUACUGGGCAGACAACUUCAACAACAAUUGCAAAGACUUCAGAGACUGCUCUCCUUGAAGAAAGGUCAUUAUUAGCUUGUAUUGUUCGCACUAUUCCAGCUGGUGGCCGAAUUCGAAUUAGCUCAACGCUCCCUAACAGACUGGCCAAGAUGCUUGCACCGCUACAUUGGCAUGAUUACAAAAGAAAGUAUGGAAAGCUGGAUGAUUUUGUGGCUAGCCAUCCUGAAUUAUUUUUGAUUGAGGGUGACUACAUUCAGCUCCGUGAAGGAGCACAAAAAAUGGUUGCUGCAACUGCAGCUGUUGCCAAAGUUGCUGCAGCAGCUGCUGCAUCUUCUCCUUAUUCUUCAUAUAUGCCCACUGUGGCAGUUACACCAAUGGCUCAAUCUCAUCGCUUGAAGAAAUCUCCUGAUCCUCUAAAACCGUCAGUAAUAAAGCCUCAGCAAUCAAAUGGUGUGUGCUUUGCUGCUGCUGGAGGUCUUUCAAAUGUCAAAAGUUUGAAUAAAUCUAAGGAUUCUGCAGAAAUGGAUGGCCCUGAAAGUAUCCAGUCUUCUGUCCAAUUAUCUGUUGGCAAUGGGGGAAGCCUUGACAGAUCAAGUAUGAGCAGUGCCCAAAAUUCAGGCUCAGCUAAUGGGAGGCUAGUUUCAAGCUUUGCUUCAAAACAGCAGACCAGAUCAACUGGUGCUGGGUAUCCUUCUCGAAGAUAGAAACAUGGAGGGGCGUAGAUUAUCCUGGAAACAUGCAUGUAUGGUGAUGUUUAUCGGGUUUGUGGGGGAAUGUUAUUUGAAGCAUUCAUGUAUUAAUCUCGUGUCCUGAGCAAAUUGUGAUUUAAAUUGUCGGUGCUAUCACCAUUUUCUUUAGUAAUUUAUUUCUCCCUGCUUUUACAAUUUGGUGUGCUUCAUUUAUGUGGGCCUCAUGCUGGGAUAUUCAUGCAUACAUUGCAUCUGAUAACUGCGAAUUUUUUUGUGAAUGCUUGAAAGAU
This is a messenger RNA of Gastrolobium bilobum, 1690 nucleotides long. RefSeq lists its product as uncharacterized. The record is from RefSeq and is a predicted model, not a curated record. NCBI's taxonomy places the organism in Eukaryota, Viridiplantae, Streptophyta, Magnoliopsida, Fabales, Fabaceae. The transcript has 8 exons. The coding region runs from base 99 to 1415 and encodes 438 amino acids.